Molecule: messenger RNA, 3841 nt
Organism: Sapajus apella (tufted capuchin)
Lineage: Eukaryota; Metazoa; Chordata; Mammalia; Primates; Cebidae
Product: CMRF35-like molecule 7
Exons: 4
Coding region: 182-991 (269 amino acids)
Cellular component (GO): plasma membrane
Molecular function (GO): transmembrane signaling receptor activity
Source: RefSeq, a predicted model, not a curated record
UUUCUCCUAAUUCAUGAAUUUAGGAAGUAACUAGGGAAGAAAAAAAAGGAAGCAGUUGAGAAAGCUGAAAAAUAAUGAUUUAGACAAAUAGAAAGCAGUUUGCCUCUGGGCUCCUCACAGGUUGCUAGAGGGCAGCUGGUAUUUGCUGAUCUCCAGGAAGAGAGCACAGGUGGGCAGGAGCAUGUGGCACCCACCGGCUCUGCUCCUUCUCAUCCUCCCAGGGUGUUUCUCCAUCUAUGGUCCUGGCGCUGUGUGGGGCACAGAAUGGGACUCACUGACAGUGCAGUGUCAUUAUGACCAAGGCUGGGAAACCUACAGCAAGUGGUGGUGCCGUGGAAGUGGCUGGAAGUCCUGCGAAAUCCUCGUUAUAACUACGGGAUCAGAGCACACAGUAGAGAGAGACCGAGUGUCCAUCAGGGACGAUCAGAAAAACCGUGUGUUCACCAUAACCAUGAAGAUACUCUGGAGGUCGGACACUGACACCUACUGGUGUGGCAUCGAGAGGACGGGCACUGACCUUGGGGUCCAAGUUGAAGUGACCGUUUACCCAGAACCUAUGACCAUAGUCACAACUGUACCUGGGACAGCAGACACAGCAUCACCUGGGACAACAGACACAGCUCUACCUAGCAAAGCAGAAACAACUGUGCCUGGGAAAAGGAACACAGCUGCAUCUGGGACAAUGGACACAGCUGUACCUAGGAAAGCAGAAACAGCUGUGCCUGGGACAGCAGACACAGCUUCACCUGGGACAAGAAACACAGCAGAACGUAAGAGAACCACCACUCCAAUAGUUCUGGCCUCCGGGGUUUCUCUCAGCCAGAACACCAACAGCAGCCAGCCCACGGCUCUUACCAGCCCCCUCGCCAGGAUCCUGCUCUGCAACAUCCACUUCCUGCUCCCAACCUCCCUGAAGGGGCUGCUGCUCGUGGGCCUGCUCUGCACUGUGCUGCGAGUAAGCAGUGCUAAGGGGGCCUCCAGCGGGAAAUAAAGUCACCAUCUGAGCCAAGGAACCGCAUCUCUCACACCACCGACACCCUCGGAGGGGACAGCAGAGCCUCCUGGCCUCCUAUCAGGUAAUGAGCAGUAAUUGCAAUUCCCCAGGAGACAAGGGUCCCUGCAGAGAUGAAGCAUCCCUCAUCCUGGCCUCAGGAAUGUAAUCCCACUCUCUGCCAGCUCUGCUCAGCACAGGGACGCUGACGGGGCUCCUCUGCCUUCUGCCACCUCUGCCUGAGGAGCAGAUAAAAGAAAGGACAUCUCCCUUGCAUGCUGAUUCCUUGGAGGUACCUGCAUCUCACCUGCAUGGAUCCUCCCUCAGGCCUCCUUUCCUUGUUGCCCUGGGAUGACCCUGUCAGAGAAAAUGGACUAUCAUUCAGCUGCAGAGGCCCCAGGGCCUGUCUGGCCUUUGUAUCCCAAGAGGGGCUCAACUCUGUCCUCUUUGUGCCUGUGACACUCUCCGCCCCCCCACCCAGCUCAGAGCCAGCAUGACCACCAUCGUCCACUCCUGAUUCAACCCAACCUUGGCCCUUUCCACCUCUCUAGCUGUGAAUAGCAAAUGCAGGAUGCUCCGCCCUCAUGUUUCACUCCCCCCAAUUCACUUGUAAUUAAAUAACCACACAUCUCUUUCUCAUUUUCAAAGGUAUAUAUGUUUCCUCUCAAUAAAGUUGUUAUGAUUAUUAUUCUCUUCCACUUAUGUUCUUCCGGAGCUCUGUCUGCUCAUUUUUUCCUCCCUAUUUUACUUUGAAUCAUUUUUUCGAAUUACUAUAUUUCUUUUCUUAGCUCCUUUUUUGGAGAGACCUUGUUGUCUGUAGUUUCUCUGCAAUGGAGGAGAAUUUUCUGUCUGAACUAUUCCUCUAUUGCCUUGAGCACUUCCUCUCCUGAGAUGGGUUCUUCAACUGCCACUUGCUGGUGUUCAUUUCUUCUCGUUGAUCUCAUCAGAUGUGAACAGCUGCUGGUUUGCUCUAUAACUCUUCUUUGAAUGAGGUUGAAGAUUUGCCAAGAGUAGCAUGAGGAGCCGUUGGGGGCAGAGCAUGGAGGUCAGAGCAUGGAGAAUGGAGUGUGGAGGGCAGAGCAUGGAGGGCAGAGCGUGGAGGGCAGAGCUGCUGAGGGCAGAGCCGUGAAGGACUGCUGACACACAGAAAGUUUGCCUUCAGUAACACUCACCACUUGCCACAUCUUGAGUGCCUAUGUCCAUAUGGUUCACGUGUCAAGAAAGGGCAAGGCCUCAGGCUCCAGCAGCCUGCGUGCUGCUAAGCAUGGGAGAACAACUGGUGUUGUGAUGUGUGAACCCUGGCCACACAGGCUGGUUGCUGUUGUCAUCUGGAGGCUUCUUCACCCACGAGUCUGGAGUAUGGGCUGGGUGAUCCAAGACAGCUCUGCUGGAAUGUUGCCCAGAGACCCUACAUGUGGCCUCCCUGUGACAGCUGGGUUCUAAGACAGAAUAUUCACAGACCUUCCAGAGGGCAAGUGUUUCAAGAGACUGAGGAGGGAGCUGCAGGGUUUCUUCUGACUUAGCCUUGGAAGUCACACAGAGGCCCUCUCACAUGCACUCCCCGUGGGGGCGAAUAUUGGUUCUUGCAGGGUGAAAAAGUAUUUUUGCUCUUUUUAGGUACAAAACACAGAGAUAGAUAGAUAGAUAGAUAGAUAGAUAGAUAGAUAGAUAGAUAGAUAGAUGGAUGUAUAAUACAUCUUUGGUAUUAAAAUUUCAUAGGAGAUAUUUUUAGGAAUAUUCCUUUUUAGGGAUUUUUUUUAGGGAUAUUUUUUGGGAUAUGCAUUGUUAUCCUAAGAUAACAAUGAAAAAAGGUUGAGAAACACUGUUCUAGCCCACUGGUUGAAACAGUCACAAACCACCCAGACCCAAGGGAAGGAGACAUAAGCCCCAACUCUUAAUGGAAGGAGUGCCAAGAAAUUUGCAGCCAUGCUUUUAAACUGCCAUGUGGAAGAAUUGUAAUUUAGUGCCUUCUUGUCACAUAUAAGAAUAGCAGGACCUGAAGGGGUGAAGCCACCUGGUCCCCAGUCACAGGGCCAGAGAGCAGAGUUGGUUCUGCCCCUGAAUGGCAGCCUGGAGCUGGCCCACACAGCGUCCCUGCAGGCCCAUCUGUGCACUUUAGAAGGUCAGUUCCCAAGCCUGCUGAGGCCACCAUAUGGUCCCAGGCAUGACAGUGAGGCUCUGAAACACCUACCCUUUCCUCAGAGGUCACAGUCCAGCAGCCAUUACUUGCACAGACAUGUCUUGUUUGUGUUCAGUGGGUGAAAGGUUAAGUAAAUUAUUGUAAACUUGUGCAACGGAAUCCUACUGAGAAAUAGGAAGGAAUCAACUAUUGAUUGUGAUAAGCGCAACAACUUGUAUGGAUCUCAAGGCUCAGUGAAUAAAAGAGCCAAUCUCAAAAUAUUACAUUCUGCAUAAUUUCAUUUGUCCUCAAAAGGACAGCACUGUAGAGAUGGAGAGCAGAUUAGUGGUUUCCAGGGGGCAGGAAUGGGAUAGGGGUGCAAAUACAAGGGACGGCAUGAGGGAGAUCUUUGUGAUGAUGGAAUGGUUCUGUGUUUUGGCUGGGAUGGUAGUUACACAGAUCUCUUAAACUGCAUGGAGCUCUACACAAACACAUCCAUAAUCCAAUGUAUGUUAAAAAUAGUGAAAAUGGAAUAAAGUCUGCAGUGUAGAUAACCAUUGUAACUAGAUUGUAACAACGCCAGUUUCCUGGUUUUGGUAUUGUCCUACAGUUAUGUAAUAUGUCACCAUUGAAGGGCACUGGAUGAAGGAUUCACAGGACUCUGUGUAUUAUAUUUGCAGUGUUAAGCCUAUAAUUAUUUCAAAAUAAAAGUUUCAAAAAAUUUAAACCUC